GCGAUACGUCGAGAAGAUGGCGUUGUGUGUGCUGCGGAACGCGGUCCGCGGAGCGGCGGCGCUGCCCAGGCUGAAGGCAUCCACCGUGGCCAGUAUCUGCAGGCCUGGGUAUAGCUCCUUGUCCACUCACAAGUAUAUCCCUCGAAGGGCAGUGCUGUAUGUGCCUGGGAAUGACGAGAAGAAAAUUAAGAAGAUUCCAUCCCUGAAAGUAGAUUGUGCGGUGCUGGACUGUGAGGAUGGAGUGGCCGAGAACAAAAAGGAUGAAGCUCGACUGAGAAUAGUAAGAACUCUCGAAGACUUUGACCUGGGCCCAACAGAAAAGUGUGUGAGAGUCAACUCAGUGUCCAGUGGUCUGGCUGAAGCUGACCUGGAGACCAUCCUGCAGGCCCGAGUUCUUCCCUCUAGUGUGAUGCUACCAAAGGUGGAAGGUCCCGAAGAAAUCCAGUGGUUUUCAGACAAAUUUUCAUUCCACUUAAAAGGCCGAAAACUUGAACAGCCAAUGAAUUUAAUCCCCUUUGUGGAGACUGCAAUGGGCUUGCUCAAUUUCAAGGCAGUGUGUGAAGAGACCCUGAAGGUUGGGCCUCAAGUGGGUCUGUUCCUAGAUGCAGUCGUUUUCGGAGGAGAAGAUUUCCGAGCCAGCAUAGGUGCAACAAGCAACAAGGACACCCAAGACAUCCUCUAUGCCCGGCAGAAGAUUGUCGUCAUAGCGAAGGCCUUUGGCCUACAAGCCAUAGAUCUUGUGUACAUUGACUUCCGGGAUGGAGAUGGGCUUCUCAAGCAGUCAAGAGAGGCCGCCGCUAUGGGCUUCACUGGUAAACAGGUGAUCCACCCUAACCAGAUCGCGGUGGUGCAAGAACAAUUUACUCCGACCCUGGAAAAAAUUCAGUGGGCUGAAGAGCUGAUCGCUGCCUUCAAAGAGCACCAGCAACUGGGAAAGGCCUGGAUGGACUUUUCUCGGUUUCUUACCCUUGGAAGCCAGAUAAAGAAGCAGGCAGAAGCUUCAAUGCACUUAUUUAUUUCAAAAUUUGGGCGUUGUUCCCCCACUAAACACCCCCUCCAGCAUCUACUCUUCAACAUUUGAAGAAGCUGUUGAGAUAAAUCAAAUAGUGACACGCUGAUGGUUUUACUUGUGUAAGCAAUAUGGUUGACAUAUGGCAUUGUUAUUUAUGAAUGACAGCAUAAAUUGUAUUACAAAGUCUACUGCAAUAAUACUGCACUUUAUUGGAAAACUGCUGGCUUGUCGGUAUUCAACCUCCGGGUUUGCCUGGAAGCCCAAAGGAUAACAAUCUUUGAAAUAAUUGAAUAUGCUCCUGUAAGCUACAGCCUCAUGGUUUUUUCCCUUGUUUUGUUUUUUGGUCUAUUUGUUUUUGUUUUGUUUUAUAGCAUUAAAACACUUCUAUCAAAAGAGGAGAUGAGGCAAGGACAAUUAAUUCCCCUCUUUUUCCAAAACCACAAUUACUGUCACCCAGUUGAGGGGGGGGGGUGGCUCUGUGGUUGAUGGCCUUUUCACCCCCAUUCUGAGAAGUACAAAACUAUUUAUAUUCUUGUCACUAAACUACUGGUGGGCACAUAUAUUAUAUUGAGAUUUUUUAAAAAUUAUCUUAACUACAGCAUUUAUAAAAAUGAAAAGAAAUGAAGCCACAGGA
Messenger RNA from Arvicola amphibius (Eurasian water vole), 1646 nucleotides. It is a transcript of the gene Clybl, whose product is annotated as citramalyl-CoA lyase. NCBI's taxonomy places the organism in Eukaryota, Metazoa, Chordata, Mammalia, Rodentia, Cricetidae. The record is from RefSeq and is a predicted model, not a curated record. Gene Ontology annotation, biological process: regulation of cobalamin catabolic process. Gene Ontology annotation, molecular function: (S)-citramalyl-CoA lyase activity. The coding region runs from base 17 to 1081 and encodes 354 amino acids. The transcript is spliced from 8 exons.